CGGCGCCGAGCGUGCGCCCGGGAGUGGGAGGCCCUUGGCCGCGGCGUCGGCUGCCAGGCGCCGCACAGCCCGGCGGGGAGAUGGCUGCGGGGCCCGGGCUGCGGAGGAAGGGCGGCGCGGGGCUGGGGUCGCCCGUCCUGCGGCAGAGCCUGCGCCGGGCCUGGCAGGACAAGCGCCGGGUGCUGCUGGAGCCCCGCUACACGCCGCUGGUGGCCGCCUGCCUCUGCCUGGCGGAGGUGGGGGUCAAUCAGUGGGUCAUCCAGCGGGUGGCAUAUACAGAGAUUGACUGGAAAGCUUACAUGGAUGAGGUGGAGGGCGUUGUGAACGGGACCCUGGAUUACACCCAGCUGAAAGGAGACACUGGCCCCCUUGUUUAUCCAGCUGGCUUUGUUUAUAUCUUCCUGGGCCUGUACUAUGCCACUGGCCGUGGCACCAACAUCCGCCUGGCCCAGUACCUCUUUGCCGCCCUUUACCUCGCCACGCUGCUGCUGGUUUUCCGCAUCUACAGCCGGACCAAUAAGGUCCCUCCUUACGUUUUCUUCUUCAUGUGCUGUGCCUCCUACCGCAUCCACUCCAUCUUCGUCCUACGCCUCUUCAACGACCCCGUCGCCAUGGCAAUCCUUUUCUUGGCCGUCAACCUUUUCCUGGAGGACCACUGGUCUUGGGGCUGCUUCUGCUUCAGCCUUGCAGUGUCUGUGAAAAUGAAUAUCCUGCUCUUUGCACCGGCUCUCUUCUUCCUCCUGCUGCAGCGCUUUGGCCUGCUGGGCACCAUUCCUAAGCUCGCCAUCUGUGCCGUCUUGCAAGUGGUUCUGGGGUUGCCCUUCCUGGUUGUGAACCCUGUUGGGUACCUGACCCGUUCCUUCGAUCUGGGCCGUCAGUUCCUCUUCAAGUGGACAGUAAAUUGGCGGUUCUUGCCGGAGGAGGUUUUCCAGCACCGGGCAUUCCAUAUGGGGCUACUGAUGGCUCACCUGACUGUUCUGGGGCUUUUUGCACUAAAUAGGUGGCACAGAUCUGAGGAAAGCAUCUGGUCGAUUCUGAAGGGUCCAGCUGAGAAGAAAAGCCCCCCACGGCCUCUCUCAGCCAACCAGAUAGUCUUUGCUCUCUUCACGUCCAACUUCAUCGGCGUGUGCUUCAGCCGCUCCCUGCACUACCAAUUUUACGUGUGGUACUUUCACACUCUGCCCUACCUCCUGUGGUGCACACCUGCCAAGCAGCCUGCUCACCUGCUAAAGGUGCUGAUCCUAGGCUUGAUCGAGCUGUCCUGGAACACCUAUCCUUCAACAGUCUACAGUUCAGCCGCCCUCCAUCUGUGUCACGGUGUCAUCCUUACACAGCUCUGGUACGGCACAGCGUCCUCUCCAGCAACAGAGGAAGAAAGGCAACCAUCGAAAAAGGCUGAGUAAGAACUGGACAAGAACUGCCUUGCAAGCCAGUGAGAGGCCCAGGCAGAUAGGAUGGGUUUGGGUUGGACAUCGCUCUAGAAGAGCUACGGAUGGCCGUAUUCCUGUCCCUCCUGGAGCCUCUUGCUUAGAGCAGCCAUACCCCCUGGCCCCAAAGGGUCUUCCUGGAUGGGGUGCGGGGAAGGUGGUGGCGAGGAGAGUGCAGCCGACGUACUCUCUAGUAUUAAGGUGGAGCGGCUGGGUUCUGGGGCGAAGCCUCUUGCCUCUGUUUUGUGUGACAUUGCAGGAGUGUAUGCCAUAGAAUGAGGCCUAUUAAGAAUCACACCUUUAAAGGAAUUUGUAUCGGUUUAAUCAUAAGAAUGUGACUCGUUUCAUGAUGGGUGUUGGCAAAGAUUUAUACAUUUUACGAUUAGGGCUGCUUUAAGAAAUGAAUUAAGGCUCUUCCCCCUGUUUGCAGAGCAUGAGUGGAAUUGUAAGUGAACUAAAAUCUCUCUUCAAUAGAA
This is a messenger RNA of Eublepharis macularius, 1903 nucleotides long. It is a transcript of the gene ALG3, whose product is annotated as ALG3 alpha-1,3- mannosyltransferase. Gene Ontology annotation, cellular component: endoplasmic reticulum. The coding region runs from base 81 to 1403 and encodes 440 amino acids. Gene Ontology annotation, molecular function: dol-P-Man:Man(5)GlcNAc(2)-PP-Dol alpha-1,3-mannosyltransferase activity. NCBI's taxonomy places the organism in Eukaryota, Metazoa, Chordata, Lepidosauria, Squamata, Eublepharidae. The transcript has 9 exons. The record is from RefSeq and is a predicted model, not a curated record.